Molecule: messenger RNA, 951 nt
Organism: Akanthomyces muscarius
Lineage: Eukaryota; Fungi; Ascomycota; Sordariomycetes; Hypocreales; Cordycipitaceae
Exons: 3
Coding region: 1-951 (316 amino acids)
Biological process (GO): fatty acid metabolic process
Molecular function (GO): oxidoreductase activity, acting on the CH-OH group of donors, NAD or NADP as acceptor; NAD+ binding
Source: RefSeq, a predicted model, not a curated record
AUGGCAAUUCGUACUGUUGGCGUCAUCGGCACCGGCGUCAUUGGAGCGUCGUGGACCGGUUUGUUCCUAGCUCACGGUCUGCGCGUCCUAGUGUCUGAUCCUGCGCCGAACGCGGAGAGCAAGCUUCGGACGUAUCUUGAAAGCAUUUGGCCUACCCUUCAAGAUGUUGGGUUGUCGCCCAACGCAUCCUUGUCGAAUUACCAGUUCGUCGGAGCCAGCAUGCAGCAGCACUAUUCUGAGCUCGAUUUCGUUCAGGAGAAUGCACCCGAAAAGGUGGAAUUAAAAAUGAAGCUGCUCGGCGAGAUCGACGCGGGAACUCGUCCGGAAGUCACCAUAGCGUCCUCGUCAUCGGGCAUUCCAAGCUCGCAGUUCAUCGCACAAUGCGGUAAAGCUCCAGAGCGUGUGCUCAUUGGGCAUCCCUUCAAUCCACCUCACCUGAUGCCGCUUGUCGAGGUUGUGCCUCACCCAAAGACUGCCAAGGCCAGCAUUGAAGCGGCGCUGUCAUUCUACAAGUCACUCGGCCGGAAGCCCGUCCACAUUCGCCAGGAAGUUCCCGGGUUCGCAGCCAAUCGCCUCCAAGCCGUUUUGUGCAACGAAGCCUACAGUCUGGUCAGCAGAGGCAUCAUGUCUGCCAAGGAUCUCGACGAGUGCGUGACAUCCAGCCUCGGGCCACGCUGGGCCGUGACGGGACCACUAAUGUCAAAUGCGAUGGGUGGCGGAGGAGGGAGUGACGGCUUCAAGCACCUCCUUGAGCAUCUGGGCCCGGCUACGGAGACAUGGAUCGAGGACAUGAAAGCCCACGCAUUCAACUGGACUCCGGAGCAGUUGACUGCUCUUGGAGACAGCGUCGCCGAAGAACUUGGCACUCAGGAUGUCCACGAGCUCGAACGCAAGAGAGAUGCUACUCUAGUAGCGCUGUUUCGCCUCAAGAGCAAGGCGGACACUGAGUAG